Molecule: messenger RNA, 2202 nt
Organism: Austrofundulus limnaeus
Lineage: Eukaryota; Metazoa; Chordata; Actinopteri; Cyprinodontiformes; Rivulidae
Product: chondroitin sulfate N-acetylgalactosaminyltransferase 2
Cellular component (GO): Golgi cisterna membrane
Molecular function (GO): glucuronosyl-N-acetylgalactosaminyl-proteoglycan 4-beta-N-acetylgalactosaminyltransferase activity
Source: RefSeq, a predicted model, not a curated record
AUUCACAAAAAAGACGCUGGAUUCUGGAGAGAUUUUGGGUUUGGAAUGACYUGUCAGUACCGCUCCGAUUUCCUCCACAUCGGUGGUUUCGACCUGGAGGUGAAGGGCUGGGGGGUGGAGGACGUCCACCUGUACAGGAAGUACCUGCGCAGCGACCUGAUAGUGGUCCGGACCCCCGUGUCGAGCCUCUUCCACCUGUGGCACGAGAAGCGUUGCGCGGACGAGCUAACGCCGGAGCAGUACCGCAUGUGCAUCCAGUCCAAAGCCAUGAACGAGGCGUCCCACUCCCACCUGGGCAUGCUGGUGUUCCGCCAGGAGAUCGAAGCCCACCUUCACAAGCAGGCCUUCAAGACCCCCGGCAAACCGGAGGACUGAGGAAGACUCGGCGCCGUCAAAGAGCGUGAGUCGCCYGCAGAGACGUGUUCACACACCUGGACUUCACUGCUCAGCUGCAGACGAGUGAAUGUAUCAAACAUGGAUCAAUGUGAAAAAAAAGAGCUGAAAAACGUCCGAUCAGCAGGAUUUCAGUUCAAACUAAAACUCAAAAGCAGUUUUUUCAAWUUUUAAUCAAUAAGCAUGAAGUUCUUAACUUUACAAACAUGGAACCACAUUAGAAAAGUACAACACGUUUAUUUAUUGAGUUUAGAAACAAAAGCUGCACUUUUUCUAACAAGGUUAAAUUAUUUUAACCACAAAAAAAAAAAAACAGCUUUUAGAUCCAAACUAUCUUUAACUUGGUCACAUCGUUCUCAACGGCUACAAAAGGGAACAUUUUGUUUUUUAAAUGAUUGUAAGUUUAGUCAAACUGACGGUUGCAGCUGUUUUUGUGCGAGGCUAAUGUCCGUUAGCUGUGGCGAACAUUUUCAGUUGAAUUUAUUCAAAAGUUGUAAAUCUGUUCGUUUUUCUGAAAAGUUAAUUUAAAUCCGUCCGGUGGUUCAGGAGAUAUUUCGCUAACAAGUUAGUAUGUGUUAGGGAUGAGUUUGAGCUCAAAACUUGUAAAAUUGACUGAAUUAUAACCAGUUUUUAAAGAUCAGUUGCCUGUGGCGGCCAUUUUUAAUCUGGGAAAAUUUCAAAAGGUGUUAAAAAUAAAUCCGGUGAUUCAGCAUUUCGAUUAAAAUCUAUCAACUGUUAAUUUAUUCAGUAAAACAACUGAAAGCAAAUCAGAUUUUACCUACAUUUGAUCCGCUUUAAAUGGUACACGGACCUGCCUUUUUUUAUAUGGAGAUCAGGUUAUUGAAUCAUAAACAUCUUACCUGUUGUAGAUAAUAAUCUAAACAACCUGGAUUUGUAGAAAUAGUUAAAGUAUGGCAGGAUUGACGAGCUAAUCGCUAGUCUGAGCCUAGACGAAUAACGAUCCAUGGAUAGGAAGGAUGGGGGUGUGGUUAUGACAUUCAAGUCCCGCCCACUUUUUUUGCAAGACCACUUCGAAUGCAGACAAUUCUGAGGCGCUUCCACCUUUUAAAGAACUUGAUUCUAAAAUUUACAAUAACCGUUUUUUUUUUUACCUAUUUAUUCUUACAUUCCUGCUGAAAGGGAACAGGAAGUGCUACAMCUCGGCCGUUAGCUCGUCUCUCUUGCUUCAAAAUAUCAGAACUACCUCUUCAAAAAAGACGACAAAUCUUAAUUUGAAGUUUGGCAUCAAUUUAGGUUUUUAAAAUGCCGUCCAUGUCGUUCACGGGCCUCAGAUAAAAUCACGUCUGUAAAUAAAAARAUUUGUUUUGUACAUUAGCCUCUAAAACGACGUUAACAGAAUUGUUUCGUAGCUGUUGGUUUAUCUCGUAACGAGAGGACAGUUCAGGUGUUGGAGGUAUACAGGUGCUUUCUUUGACCUUUCCAGCAGGUAGUUCUCACAUCCUGUUACUGUAAUUCUUUACAAACUGUGUCUUCCUCUCAGCAGAACAAAAACUAAAGCUUCAGAACUUGAGCAAAGUCAUMACUUUUAUUGUGAAAGGUUGUCUAGAAAAGAAAAAGCAGCCUGCGAUUCUUCUUCCUGUGACUUUUUUUUAACCGUUGACUCCGGUUAGAGACGCUUCCUGUAAACUUCAGUUCUAUAAUUUAACUAGAAAAAAUGUAAUCAAACGUGUCCAGUUUGUUUUUCUUUUUAUUCUAACAGCUCAUUCAUGUUUCUUAAUUUAAGACAAAAAGUAUAAUACAACUGUAUUAUCUGUCUGUAAAAUAAACUAAUGAAAUAAAAAAUACAAA